AGGCACAAAGUGCGGGGAGUCAGUCUCUGUCCGCUCCGCUCCGCACCGGGUCUGCCCGAACCCCCACACCGGCCCCUCAGCCUCUCCGCUCCGCACCGGGUCUGCCCGAACCCCCACACCGGCCCCUCAGCCUCUCCGCUCCGCACCGGGUCUGCCCGAACCCCCACACACCGGCCCCUCAGCCUCUCCGCUCCGCACCGGGUCUGCCCGAACCCCCACACACCGGCCCCUCAGCCUCUCCGCUCCGCACCGGGUCUGCCCGAACCCCCACACACCGGCCCCUCAGCCUCUCCGCUCCGGGUCCGACCCCUCAGCCCUGACCCCUCUACUCACCGGCCCCUCAGCCUACACUCACCCCGGCCCCAGGGCUCCCCAUUCCCAGCCUGUGUCGGUACCGGACGCCGGAACCCCGGACAUGUCGGACAUCGGUUCUGAGGAGUUUGAAGAGGAAGCGGAACCCGAUCUGGGGGAGUACGAGGGGGAGCGUAACGAGGCCGGGGAGCGACACGGGCAGGGGAGAGCGCGGCUGCCCAAUGGAGACACCUACGAGGGCCAAUACGAGGGGGGCAAGAGACACGGGCAGGGAACAUAUCGAUUCAAGAACGGGGCCCGAUACAUCGGGGAGUAUCAGCAGAACAAGAAGCACGGGGCGGGCACCUUUAUGUACCCCGAUGGCUCCAAGUAUGAAGGGGACUGGGUGGAUGAUCAGCGCCAGGGACAAGGGGUUUACUAUUACCCCAAUGGGGACACCUACAGCGGGGACUGGCUGUCUCACCAGAGGCACGGGCAGGGGGUGUACACCUACGCUGAGACCGGAUCCAAGUAUGUCGGCACCUGGGUGAAUGGGAAACAAGAGGGAUCCGGGGAACUCGUUCACCUCAAUCAUCGUUACCAAGGAAAGUUUGUUGGCAACUCACUCCUUGGACCAGGGAAAUACAUUUUCGACAUUGGAUGUGAGCAGCACGGCGCCUAUGAACAGACAGAGCAGGAGAAAGACGAGGAUGAAGAAGAGGAGCCUCUGGCAGUGCCAGUCACCAGAUGGAAAGCUGAGAAUAUCACUGGCAUUACCUACUUGUCCCCAACUGCAGAGGCCAUGCCCCCUGCCCCAGUGGUCGGAGAGCCCGGCGAGGCCGAAGCAGCAAGCUCUGAGCCUGUGCCCACGGGAGGUGCCCCUGUGCCAGCAGACCAGGAGGCGGAGCUUGCACUACCGUUAGUGAGUGAAGCCGAGGCAGUGGGCGUGCCCUCGGAAUCCCUAGAAGAAAAAGCCCAACUCACCUCUAGGAUUUCUGAAAGUGAGGAGACAUUUGCUGAAGAAUGAAUCUCAUCUAACGACCCGAAACCCCAGGACUGAGUGGCAGGUACUGAGAUCCCUAUAGUGAUGGAAACUACAGUCAGUGCCAGCCCGUCGGACCUUAAUGCACAUCUGUGCCGACCCCUCCCUGUGUAUCGGUACCGGCCUCUCCCUGUACGUCGGUACCGGCCUCUCCCUGUGUAUCGGUACCGGCCCCUCCCUGUGUAUCGGUACCGGCCUCUCCCUGUACGUCGGUACCGGCCUCUCCCUGUGUAUCGGUACCGGCCCCUCCCUGUGUAUCGGUACCGGCCCCUCCCUGUGUAUCAGCCUCUCCCUGUGUGUCGGUACCGGCCUCUCCCUGUGUAUCGGUACCGGUCUCUCCCUGUGUAUCAGUACCGGCCUCUCCCUGUGUAUCGGUACCGGCCUCUCCCUGUGUAUCGGUACCGGCCUCUCCCUGUGUAUCGGUACCGGCCUCUCCCUGUGUAUCGGUACCGGCCUCUCCCUGUGUAUCGGUACCGGCCUCUCCCUGUACGUCCGUACGGCCCCU
This is a messenger RNA of Xenopus tropicalis (tropical clawed frog), 1838 nucleotides long. It is a transcript of the gene rsph1, whose product is annotated as radial spoke head component 1. Gene Ontology annotation, biological process: microtubule-based process. Gene Ontology annotation, cellular component: motile cilium. The coding region runs from base 416 to 1318 and encodes 300 amino acids. The transcript is spliced from 10 exons. Lineage: Eukaryota; Metazoa; Chordata; Amphibia; Anura; Pipidae. The record is from RefSeq and is a predicted model, not a curated record.